ACUCUUUAAGUGGAACAUAUUCAAUAUUUGUUUUAUUAUAUUGUUCCUUUAUUUUUAUGGAAUGUUUGUAAUUUGGCAAGGAUGUUUAUUUCAAAUCCUAUUUAUGUAGUUAUUCACUUGUCGCUAUGUAAAAAUACAAAAGUCUGAGUUGUGGCUUCCAUAACUUUAAUAAUGAUAUUUUUUUAUGUUUACAACACAUUGAUUCAAUUUGAACACGUCCAAAAAGGCACUGAAGAUGGAGUACUUUACUCAGAUUGGAUGUUGAAGGACAUCUCAUGGAUGGAAUCUCUCUGACAUUGCCGGUUGUGGAGACCUGCUUGUCCAGUUAUGUUAUCAAUCUGAUCACACAGUUAGCUGUCACUGAAGAAUGCGAUGAUAAUGCACUGAUUGAAGGAUUUCUAGACUUCAAGUAUAUCUGUAGUAUGCUUUCAGGUAACGCAGAGGAUGAGCCAAGUGUAUACUUUCCAGCCUGUGUGACCAGUUUAGCUCCAAUUCUUACAUCAGUAGAAAAUCUUGUGGGAAAUAUUGGCCUGCAGAACUUCCUUGAUACUUACCUUCCAUAUGUAUCCUGGACUGGAAAACAACAGGUACUGGCGGAAAUAUGGCGCGACAUGUUUACUCACAACCCUGUGGAUGAAGUCACUGCCCUGCUGGUCUCCUCAGCUGUUCUUGAGAGAGCUCUCGGGGAUGUGUAUAUGUUGAAAGGGCCAGCCCCGUGUCCGUCCAUGCUGAAAGAUCUGCUUGUAACAGAGCAGCUUAAGGAAAUUCUUGGAGAACACGUGAUGUGCAUACUCCGGCUGGUAAUGGGUCCUCCAACCUCUCUUAACCUCCGAAAUGUUGCAUGGCAUGGUUUUCCCUUUCCGGGAGAAAUACCAGCAAGGUGUAUUUGGUUCCUGAUACUACUGGUACCCAGCAUAGGUCGAGUGUUGGAAGAGAGGCUGGUCCCAGUGCUUAUGUUACACCGGGAACCUAUGGUCUGUCCUCGCACCAAACUUAUUACAGAGGUUGAUAUUUUGUCUAGCAAGGACCUCAUUGAGGCUGUAAAAGACACCAAAUUUUCAUCCUGGGACACAAGAAUGUUUUGGACAAAUAUCACCAGUUUAUAUACGCAAGAAAGGUAUGGUGAAUGUACCGCUCUUCUACUCUACUACCUAGAGCAAGGUCUACGGCUUGUGUUUGCUACUGCCAACAACUGCGAGAACAGAAUUUUGACUGCUGAGGCAACGACAUUAUACACUACAUUUGAUGAGAUGUUAGAUCCUUUUCUCCCUGAUGGGUCUGAAAACCGACUGAGGAUGGUUAUAGGAGAAGAGAUAUUGGAAAUAAUCCUUGACCACCUGACCUACCCGGGCGGCCCUAGGGUGAGGGACCGUUUGAGUCACGGUGAAGCAUGCUGGGAAAGGUUUCCAUGGCAACUCACACGUAACCUGGCAACUAUCUGUGUGGCACUGUCAGCCAUGUUUGUAAAGGAUGGGAAACAUAUUCAUAACAAAGGUGUAACCAUACUUCAUGAGGAUAUUAAGUCAUACAGUGUCCAGUUUCAUAGAAUAAGCCUGUUAAAGAAGGAGAUAUCUACCUUCUUUAAGAAAGCAUCUGAGACAGAUUCCAUGAUUUUACUGCAGCCUGACCUUAGUGAAAGAAAGCCAGACGAUCCUUUCCAGUCUACAGAUGAAGUAUCUUCACUUGAAGCAAAGCUAAAGGACAUCGUUGCUGUUUUUGAUGGACAUUGGGCAUAUCUGGGCUCAAAAUGUUUUCAAUAUUGUGACCUCCAUCAUUUGAAAUCAACAGUUGAUGAAAUUUUGCAACAAAAGAUACAUACCCUGUACAGAAACUCGAAGGGUUCCAACUGUGAUAUUGAAAAUGAGGUGCUAACACUGCUGGACCAUAUAGUAGAUGAGUGUUUGCAAGUCAUCACUCAGAUGCAACAGUUUGCAACAAACAGGCAACAGCAGAUGACGCUAAAACAGCUCAGGUCACGGCAGAGAGAGAACUUCAAGAAGUUCCUAGCAAGUGUACCAUCAUUGCUGGUGGGGCCAUGUACAUGUGUAUACAUGUGUUGUUGGCAACUAUAUCAACUUGAUGGAAUAAAGGCGAGGGAAGGACCUCAAUUAAACAGCAAAUUAAUCAAAUUCUGGAAGUCUGUGCUGAAGUUAUGUGAGAAUUUACGAACACUUACGCACCAUGAUAAGAACAAAUGGACAGAAGGGGAGGAGUUAGUUUCACACUUGACACCUUUUGUAGAAUCUAAUUUUAAAACCUUUCAUUGAUUGAUAUGUUUGUGCAUUAUGCAAAUAUGUGUCUUAAAAUUACUGGUAAAGCUAUGUUAAAACAUCUUUAGAAUGAUUUUCAUAGCAUGGUUAAUGGCACAAGUCGUUAUUAAGGACUAUUUCACCGAGAGUAACAUAUACACCCAUGAUGCUACCGUUUCUCUUACACCAGGAGGGUUUGUUGUUAAAAGGACUAUAUCAAUGACCUUAUUUCGGCCUACGGGACCUUAUAACGGAUAUUGAUAACUCUUAGUAACGAUACCCACUCACCAAUAAUAAAUCAAAACACUUUUUUUUUCCGAAAACAGAAUCAUUUUUGUAGCUUGCGCAAUUGCAUAUAAUGUACAGUUUACUGCAUUGUUUAGCUCUAAUUAGUAGGUACAACAACAUUAAUACAUCAUAAUUCUUUUGCUCUAUAAAGUUUUAGUAAUUCUAUUUUCAGCCCAGCCGGAACAAUUUUUUCAGUCGGCCGAAUGUUUCCCAGUAUUAAGAACUCCUCGGCCAUUUUUAUCGACAACAACCUCGGCUGUAUGCCAGUACAUCAGUAGAAGUAGUUCGUAUUUAUUUUAAUUAUUUCAUGAAUUUAAUGUAGUGUUAUAGCUUGUUUAAUUGCCAGUGAAGUGUAUUAUUGCAAACAUGAUUUAGAUUCCCGAGAGUUAAGUCAUUAAAAGUUUAUCUGCUGAAUUAAAUUACUACGCGAUCUACUUGCAGCGGACUUAAACAUACCGAUUUCUAAGAAUGUACACCGUCCAUAUACAUCAGAGGUUGUUUUCACUAAAA
Molecule: messenger RNA, 3047 nt
Organism: Mya arenaria
Lineage: Eukaryota; Metazoa; Mollusca; Bivalvia; Myida; Myidae
Product: endoplasmic reticulum membrane-associated RNA degradation protein-like
Exons: 19
Coding region: 276-2267 (663 amino acids)
Source: RefSeq, a predicted model, not a curated record